Molecule: messenger RNA, 519 nt
Organism: Aspergillus ruber CBS 135680
Lineage: Eukaryota; Fungi; Ascomycota; Eurotiomycetes; Eurotiales; Aspergillaceae
Exons: 2
Coding region: 153-425 (90 amino acids)
Source: RefSeq, a predicted model, not a curated record
UAUUUUACCGUGCUCAUGGGAGCGUACUCGAUUAUAUCAGUGGUUCAUCAUGUCUCGAAACCAGCGUAAUGGAUUCUGUAGAAAGUUUUUUGCAAUAGAUGUACAUCGCUUGAUAGUCUCACGAGAAAUACCGAGCCUGACAGUUUUCAACCAUGUCUGAUCAAACAGAUAUUCACCUGGCCAUGCCAGAGGACGUCCUUACAAUUCACCAACUCAUCCUCGACCUAGCCUCCCACCAACCCUCCCUCCACAAAGUCACCGCAACCCCUGACUCUCUCCUAAAAACCCCCUCCUUCCUCAACGACCCCCAAACUCGGCGGCGCCUACAUAGCCCUUAUUGCACCCUCAGCAACCCCCGAGACUCCCUACUCAGGCCCCGUCGGCAUGGCCCUCUUCCACCUCGAGCAGCCUUACGUAUAGUCUAGUGUCUGGGGUGGCAGGUAUGAGUUUAAGUUGUUGAAGUAUUUGGCGACGAAGUUGUUGAGAUUGGUGGGGAGAGGCUGGAGUGGAGUGCGCUGA